Molecule: messenger RNA, 1005 nt
Organism: Yamadazyma tenuis ATCC 10573
Lineage: Eukaryota; Fungi; Ascomycota; Pichiomycetes; Serinales; Debaryomycetaceae
Gene: PTP1
Product: tyrosine protein phosphatase
Biological process (GO): protein dephosphorylation
Molecular function (GO): protein tyrosine phosphatase activity
Source: RefSeq, a predicted model, not a curated record
CGGUUGAUUUUAUGAUUAGAUCGGAUUUGUCUAUUCUCACCACUAUGAGUCAACCGUUUUGGAGUGAACUAUCUAUGUCUGCGCUCCGUGAUGGCUUCAAUCGAGUAAACAAACAGGAGGUUGAUAGGAUUAAUGGUUUUUUAAGCAAUCCUCGCUCUGGUUGGAGUGGUAGUGAUGCCUUUUUACCCGCCAACCGAUCCCGUAAUCGGUACACAAAUGUGUUCCCCUGGAACAAGAAUCGAGUUCAUUUACCAGUAUCCUCCACUAGCCAUCUGACACAACGACUGGACUAUAUAAACGCGUCUCACAUUAAGCUUGAUACUGGCUUCAAUUAUAUUGCUACCCAGGGUCCGUUGCCGAACACGGUCCACCAUUUUUGGUCGAUGUGCUUCCACGAAGCUGUCCGCCACCACGAUGACCUUGUGGUAGUCCUCAUGAUCACCCCACUAAUGGAAGAUCGAAUGGUCAAAUGUCACAAGUACUGGCCGGAUCUGGUUGAUCCUGUUCUUGAUAUGUCAGCUGACGUUCUCAUAGACCAACUCGAUUUCCCUAAAGGGUUAAAGGCCUCAUACGUCAGCUGUCAAGAAUUUCCAGACUAUAAGAUGACCGAGAUCUUGCUCGAGUCUGGCGAUACACAGAAACGUGUUCUUCAUUACUAUUACCAUAGUUGGGCAGAUCUGAAAGUCCCCACAAAACCACAAUCUUUGAUUGAACUUCUGGAUGCGUUGAGCAAGUUGAAGAAGGAGUAUAAAGUUACCAAGCCAAUUGUCCACUGUUCUGCUGGUGUGGGACGAACUGGGACGUUUAUUGCGUUGGACUUCUUACACAAUCACACUUCGUAUCUAAUGAAGUCGACGUCCAGUGAUGUGAUCCAUGAUGUGUUGAAGAAGCUCCGUGAUGGGAGAGUAAUGAUGGUGCAGACUCUCAACCAGUAUAUGUUUUUGUACGCAUUUUUCAAGAAAGAUUUAGGGUUGGAUAAGUAAUAUACAAAGAGUAUUCUCGCAC